Molecule: messenger RNA, 912 nt
Organism: Microdochium trichocladiopsis
Lineage: Eukaryota; Fungi; Ascomycota; Sordariomycetes; Xylariales; Microdochiaceae
Exons: 1
Coding region: 1-714 (237 amino acids)
Source: RefSeq, a predicted model, not a curated record
AUGCCGCCUCUCCUAGCUCUUGCUACACGAUUUCCUGAUCGCAGACCCAACCAACUUCUACACGGGAAGUCAGAAUACGCCACGACAACCGCAGUCACCUUCAAGGACUGCAAGAGCCUCCAGGUCCACAGCUUCAUCGCCGCCAAGCUCGAGCCCGUCAUCGAGAAGAACAGCAACGACGGCUUUGGGGACAGAGCACCAGCGUCAACCACGCACGUACACGGGCUCACUAGACAGCCGGCAAGACUCAGCAUCUCGUCACACGCCGGUCAUGUACUUGUCCACUACCUGUACACAGGCGAGAUCCAGAUCCUGCCUGCUCUGGCCGAGCAGAUCAGAGGUCGUCCCCACCCGGAGUCACCACCGACCGCGAUCUCGGAGGAACUGAGUGACAAGCUGCUUCUCACCCUCACCGAGGACGUAAUGCUGAGCCCGUCGGACCAGAUGUUCCUGCACGCCGUGCUCAAGGCCGAGCGGUCCAACAGUAUCGAGAACAACGACGAGAGCAAGGACGACAACGAUGCCGCCAGCGACAAUGAGAAGCUGGACCAGAUCCGGGACACGCUCUUCCCGUUGCGCGAUGCUCUGUGCUCCGGGGUCUUGCAGGCGAGGAUAGACUCAACCUGGAUGACGUUCUGUUCGGACCGCAACUGGAUGCUUGCAUCGUACAGCCUCCUGGACGGCGAAACUGAGCCUGGGGCAACACUGCUGUGAGCCUCUUAGACCGCGUCGCGCGAUCCCUACAGAGAAAAUGUGGCUUCGGACAAAGGGAGUAACCCACGCGCGUUUGAAGUCUUGUCCAGACACCACUUGGUAUUCGCAGCGAUUGAGUGUCGUGGUUGAAAGGAGACACGGCUUGGGACACUGGGACGUCUAGGGUUUGGACGACGAGGCCAGUUUAGUCGAGACACC